Molecule: messenger RNA, 588 nt
Organism: Eimeria necatrix
Lineage: Eukaryota; Apicomplexa; Conoidasida; Eucoccidiorida; Eimeriidae
Exons: 2
Coding region: 1-588 (195 amino acids)
Biological process (GO): inositol metabolic process; signal transduction
Molecular function (GO): inositol monophosphate 1-phosphatase activity
Source: RefSeq, a predicted model, not a curated record
AUGUCUGAAUCAGAAGUUCGCCUCGAGUUUGUGCAGCAACUUGCCCGAGAUGUGGAGCCCCUGAUCAUGGAGGGCUUCGGCUGCGGGUGUCGCAGCAGCAGCAGCAGCAGCAGCAGCAGCAGCAGCAGCAGCGGCAGCAGCAGCGGCAGCAGCAGCUGCGCCAGGACAAAGAGCUCAGCAGCAGAUCUUGUUACAGAAUAUGACACGCGAGUGGAAGAGACUCUUAAAGAAAAAAUAAGAGAAAAAUUCCCCAGCCAUUCCUUUUUCUGCGAAGAAUCUGUUACUCCAAACCAGAAGCUGACGGACGAGCCCACGUGGAUUAUUGACCCUGUCAGUGCUGCUGCUGCUGCAGCUGCUGCUGCUGCUGCUCCUGUUGUUGUUGUUCCUAUUGCUGCUGCUGCUCCAGUUGCUGCUGCUGUUGCUGCUGCUGCCCUCGCUGCUGCCCCUUCUGCUGCUGCUGCUGCUGCGGCUCUUGCUGCCCUCGUUCGCGCGGCUGCCCUUCCAGCGGGAGCGUUGAGUCUCUCAAAGGAUUCUGCUGCUGCUGCUGCUGCUGCUGCUGCUGCUGCUGCUGCUGCUGCUGCAGAUUGA